CGGCACUUCCGGCGCGGCGCGCUCCUUCCCCUCCCGGCCACCCGCCGCCAAGAUGGCGGCGCCCGUGUCGCUGCAGGUGGAGUUCGGGGGUGGCGCGGAGCUCUUGUUCGAUGGUGUCAAAAAGCAUCAGGUGACUUUGCCUUCUCAACCAGAGCCUUGGGACAUCAGAAACCUGCUAAAGUGGAUCAAACAGAAUCUGUUGAAAGAACGACCAGAAUUAUUUAUGCAAGGGGAGUCUGUGAGGCCAGGAAUUUUGGUGCUCAUCAAUGACGCAGACUGGGAACUAAUGGGUGAGCUGGAUUAUAAACUCCAGGACCAGGAUAAUGUGCUUUUCAUCUCGACGUUGCACGGCGGGUGAGCUCCUGGAAAAACAAGAGGAUGUAAAUCCAAACACCUGGGCAAAAAAACCCAAACAAGAACCUAACCCCCGCCCCAAACCUCUCUUGAACUGCCUGUGCCCGGUCUCUGCAUCUUCCCACCGCGUUUGUUUGUUACUAGACAUCCAAAUAAAGCCCUGCCAGCAUGUGGCCUGCUGUCCACCACAACAACAUCCAUCUUUUCGUCCUCAUUUCACCUCUCCCAACUGCACUUCCAGGUACCCUAAUGAGCAGAAAGCACCUGCAGCAUGUGGGACUCUGUUUUUCCACGAUGGGAGGAAGCGGGAUGCUGCUCCUCAAGUAGAAUGGGGUGUCUUUGCAGGCAGUGAGGUGUUCGGGGGGUUCGUGCCUGCUUUGGGGCACGGCUGGGGUGCGGCACUGGAAUUCUCUUAACGCAACACCUAGCGUGGUAGAGUCUGUGCACCAGCUUUGAGGACGGUCUGGGAAGGGUGAGAUAUGAAGUACAGGGAAACAAAAGGUUUUCUAGUUUUUCUCUGAGGUGACAGACAUUGCAGCUUCAGAGCCUGCCGUAAUGACUUUCCACCUGUCAUGAUAUUUAUUUAUGGGAAGUUGUAGAGAAAUAGGCGCUGAGGUUUUGUUUUGCUGAUGCCUUACACCUUUUCUACCUGAGUUGAGGCAGGGCAAAGUUCUAGCCCACGAGCAAUGUCAAUUUAUAACCAUUUAGUUGGAGGGGAAACAAACCCAUGCCCGUCCUGAGAUAGCACAGAGUGAUAAGGGCAGCAAAUUAUCUUUCUGCCACCGUGAUGGACAGAAUUGAUCGGCCUGUGUCGCGUUCCGUGCAGGUGGGGAGCUGCAUUGCUGCAGCCUGGCUGGGGAAGAGUAGGGCAAAACCAGGAAAGAAAGUCUGGUGUUUAACCCUUUCCAUCGGUGGGAGGAGAGGCUUCUUACUGCUCACCCUGAGGAAGUCCUGUGAGCGCAGCGGAAGUGGGUGUGCAUGGUUCUGCUAGGGCAUGGAUGCUGUUUGCCUUCCAGAAGUUUCCUCGGACAGAUGGACUGGCCUGCCUGCCAGCCGAGAGGCCACAGCAAGAGCAGAGGGAAGGAAGGGGUCACAGAGGAUAGCGUUGGCACCAACGGGUCUGAAACUCUGUGAGCUUCUAGGAGCAUCCAGCAAGGAUUGUCCUUCCUGUGCUCCCCCCUGCCCUGCUCAGCCGUGUUUCGACACAGCUCCGGCAGCAUGCGGUGGUCCCCGGCGGCAGCGCUCCUGCCUGAACAGCGGCUCUCCCGGAGCAAAGGGCUUCCCAGUUCCGUAACUGCAAUCGGUGCAUCUCGGAGCUGAUAUGCACCAUGUACACAUCUCCCUGUCCUCGGUCUCUGGGAGCUGCUGAGGGGGGAGCUGGGAGGCAGCGAGCAGCGCAGUGCACCAGCUCCUACUCGGACAGCCUGGCCUGACGCCUCGAGUGCUCUGCGCAAGGAGCCUUUCCCGUCCUGCGCCUGACAGAGGAAUUACUCUGUCUGACGCGGAGGGAGUGCCAAAGAGUAAUUCCCGUCUCACUUCUCCGGUGACUCCUCUCUCACACUUACCCCACCACAACCCGCGGAACUAAAAGCUCCACGGACUCCGAUGCUGCUGCUGCAUCGGAGAAAACCUGACUUCCAGCCCACUGCUGGUAACGAACCGACAUUCAGCCUUUUCCAAAUCCAGACGCAGCGGUUCAAGUCCAGCCUGUGCUGUUUGUAGAUGACACGGACGGCUCAAAGACUCUUCUCUGUCCUGAGUUGAUGCCGUUAGCUUUGCAGGGCUGGGGGAGCAGAGCAGGGAUUCCAGGUAUCGGUAGGAGCCGGCUGAAAAACAACGAACCUGUGUGGCGUACGGCUUGAAACAGAUUGAAACCCAAGCGGGAAAAGGCAGGUUCGGCCUCGGCGCUGCUGCCUGCCCUGCCUCUACCCUGGAUUUUGCCUUAGGCUGAGCUUCUCUGUUCUUAUCCCCCCUGGCUGUUUGCUCACGAUAGGAUGAGUUCCUUCCCUGGGAGGUGUUAUUCCCUCGCCAGCGCAGGUAGACUCAGGCGGCUUAGCUCCUGCUGUAGUAAAAGCUGCCAAUCAUUGCAGAAAAAAGCUAGAAAUGGGAAAGUGAGGGAAGCCAGGGGAGGGGAGAAGACGAGUGCAGCAAAAUCCUGUAACAAAACAACACACAAAAAAGUUUCUGAAAUAAAAGCUGUUUAAAACGUUCUCUGCCUCCAGCUUUGUCCUAGAUAGGAUCUCGGUGAAAUUUUGCUCGGAUCUUGUAACGCUUCCGUCCUUCUCCUGGGUUUCCUUGGCAGCCCCAGCUGAGUCCCUUGGCUUGUUGACUCAUAAAGCCGCUCUGUUAGAAGCCUCCCUCCCGGUUGUGGUGGCGUGGGGGCUGCUCUGCUCCCGCUGCAGCCCUGGGCUCUGCUCCCAUCCCGUUCCCUCAGCCCUGCCGUGGUGAUGGGAUCCUGCGGCUGAGGGAUCCCGGGGCUGUGUGGAUCCCGGGGCUCGGCUGCUCUCUGCCAGCCCGCUCGGUGCCCGAGCAGCGAGGAUUAUUCCCGGCUCAGCAGAGAGGUGGAUAAAGGUAUCCCAGCCAUGGGGACCUCGACCCCCAGCGCAGAGGGGUCCCCGCUGCGCCCCAGUGCAGGGUGUGAGCCAAAAGAAAUGAAAUUAAAUUAAAAAUAAUAAAUACCAGAAGCGUAAAGCGGGGAUGGAGCUCCAGGGCCGGGGCGCUCCUCCGCUGCCGUGCUCGGCUCCAUCCCUGGUGAAGCACCGGAGCCCCUGGCUUGGCUCCUGCAUCCCUGCCUGGUCCCUGCAUCCCUGCCCGGUCCCUGGUUUGGCUCCUGCAUCCUUGCCCGGCUCCUGCAUCCCUGCCCGGUCCCCGCCGCCCAUCCCGGUGAGGACCCGGCCGGGAUUUGACGCAUUAGGAGCGAACCUCUCGGUGCGGCCCCACCGCCUGUGCUCCUCUCCUUGGAAUCCCGGCUCUGGCUUCCCCGGGCUGCGGCCGGGACCGGUUCCCUCGCCGUGCCCCGGGAAGCUCCAUCCUUCAUCCCAAACACCUUCCUGGAGCCCAGCCGGCGGAG
This is a messenger RNA of Cuculus canorus (common cuckoo), 3424 nucleotides long. RefSeq names its product ubiquitin related modifier 1 (gene URM1). Gene Ontology annotation, molecular function: protein tag activity. The transcript has 5 exons. Bases 53 to 358 code for a protein of 101 amino acids. Gene Ontology annotation, biological process: protein urmylation; tRNA thio-modification. The record is from RefSeq and is a predicted model, not a curated record. Gene Ontology annotation, cellular component: cytoplasm; nucleus. Lineage: Eukaryota; Metazoa; Chordata; Aves; Cuculiformes; Cuculidae.